AAGGAGAAGGAGAAGAAGAAAGAGGAGGAGGAGGCGGCGGCGGCGGCGGAGGAGGAGAGAGGCGCCACGCCGCCCGCGCACCCUCCGCAGCCAUGUACGCGGCCGGGGGAGCUGCCCCCGUCGCCCCGGGGCCCGGCGUACUUGCAACACCUCCAUCUUUGCCACCUCCAGUACAGGCAUUUGCAUUCAAACCUCCUCCUCGACCUGAUUUUGGUACUUCAGGGAGAACAAUCAAACUACAAGCCAACUUUUUUGAAAUGGACAUUCCCAAAAUUGACAUCUAUCAUUACGAAUUGGAUAUAAAGCCAGAGAAGUGCCCUAGAAGAGUUAACAGAGAAAUAGUUGAACACAUGGUCCAGCACUUUAAAGCACAGAUAUUUGGGGAUCGCAAGCCAGUAUUUGAUGGAAGAAAAAACCUCUAUACAGCUAUGCCACUUCCUAUAGGGAGAGAUAAACAGGUGGAAUUGGAGGUCACAUUGCCAGGAGAAGGGAAGGACAGAAUAUUUAAAGUGGCGAUAAAGUGGAUGUCAGGUGUGAGUUUGCAGGCCUUACAUGAUGCUCUCUCUGGUCGUCUUCCAAGUGUUCCUUUUGAAACAAUUCAAGCACUGGAUGUAGUAAUGAGGCACCUGCCUUCUAUGAGGUACACUCCUGUAGGCCGGUCCUUUUUUACUGCAUCAGAAGGAUGCUCUAAUCCCUUGGGUGGGGGCAGAGAAGUUUGGUUUGGAUUUCAUCAGUCAGUUAGGCCUUCACUGUGGAAAAUGAUGCUUAACAUUGAUGUAUCUGCAACAGCGUUUUACAAGGCACAGCCAGUAAUUGAAUUUGUAUGUGAAGUUCUGGAUUUCAAAAGUAUUGAAGAACAACAGAAACCUCUGACAGAUUCCCAAAGGGUUAAGUUUACCAAAGAAAUUAAAGGUCUGAAAGUGGAAAUCACUCAUUGCGGGCAAAUGAAGAGAAAAUACCGAGUAUGCAAUGUUACCAGGCGACCAGCAAGUCACCAAACAUUCCCACUUCAGCAAGAGAGUGGACAGACAGUUGAAUGCACUGUAGCUCAAUAUUUUAAGGAUAGGCACAAGUUGGUAUUACGCUACCCUCAUCUUCCAUGUUUACAAGUUGGACAAGAACAGAAACACACAUACCUUCCUCUAGAGGUAUGCAACAUAGUGGCAGGGCAGAGGUGUAUAAAGAAGCUGACAGACAAUCAAACUUCCACUAUGAUAAGGGCAACUGCUAGAUCAGCACCAGACCGUCAAGAAGAGAUUAGCAAACUGAUGCGAAGUGCAAGUUUUAAUACUGACCCUUUUGUUCGUGAAUUUGGAAUUAUGGUCAAAGAUGAAAUGACUGAUGUGACUGGUCGGGUCCUGCAGCCUCCUUCAAUUCUGUAUGGAGGCAGGAACAAAGCAAUUGCUACACCCGUACAAGGAGUUUGGGAUAUGAGGAACAAGCAGUUUCACACUGGUAUUGAAAUAAAAGUCUGGGCAAUUGCUUGCUUUGCUCCACAGCGACAGUGCACUGAAGUCCACCUUAAGUCCUUCACAGAACAACUGAGAAAGAUAUCAAGAGAUGCAGGAAUGCCCAUCCAGGGUCAGCCCUGUUUCUGUAAAUAUGCCCAGGGAGCUGAUAGUGUGGAGCCAAUGUUCCGACAUCUAAAGAACACCUAUGCUGGGUUGCAGCUCGUGGUAGUCAUUUUACCUGGAAAAACACCAGUUUAUGCGGAGGUGAAGCGUGUUGGGGAUACUGUGUUGGGCAUGGCUACGCAAUGUGUACAGAUGAAAAAUGUGCAAAGGACAACACCACAAACUCUUUCCAAUCUGUGCUUAAAAAUCAAUGUCAAACUGGGAGGCGUAAAUAACAUUUUACUGCCUCAGGGAAGGCCUCCAGUAUUUCAGCAGCCUGUAAUUUUUCUGGGUGCAGAUGUCACUCAUCCACCAGCUGGAGAUGGGAAAAAACCAUCCAUUGCUGCUGUUGUAGGCAGCAUGGAUGCCCACCCUAAUCGAUACUGUGCCACUGUGAGAGUCCAGCAGCACCGUCAGGAAAUCAUACAAGAUUUGGCCGCCAUGGUUAGGGAGCUGCUGAUUCAGUUCUACAAGUCAACACGAUUCAAGCCAACUCGGAUUAUUUUCUACAGAGAUGGUGUUUCUGAGGGGCAGUUUCAACAGGUUCUCCAUCAUGAAUUGCUGGCUAUUAGAGAAGCGUGCAUUAAGCUAGAAAAAGACUACCAGCCUGGAAUUACAUUCAUUGUAGUGCAGAAAAGGCAUCAUACCAGGCUGUUUUGUACAGACAAAAAUGAAAGGGUUGGGAAAAGUGGAAACAUUCCAGCAGGUACUACAGUGGACACAAAAAUCACCCACCCUUCAGAAUUUGACUUUUACCUGUGCAGUCAUGCUGGUAUUCAGGGAACAAGCAGACCAUCUCAUUACCAUGUUCUCUGGGAUGACAAUCGUUUCUCUUCAGAUGAACUUCAAAUCCUCACAUACCAACUGUGUCAUACGUAUGUACGCUGUACCCGCUCUGUUUCAAUCCCUGCACCAGCAUACUAUGCACACCUGGUUGCCUUCAGAGCCAGGUAUCAUCUGGUGGAUAAAGAACAUGAUAGUGCUGAAGGGAGUCACACUUCUGGUCAGAGCAAUGGCAGAGAUCAUCAAGCACUUGCAAAAGCUGUUCAGGUUCAUCAGGAUACAUUACGCACCAUGUACUUUGCCUGACAUUGCUGCAAUGAUUUCAGUAACUCAAUUCUGAGUUGGAUUCACAGGAGACCAGCUGCACUUAGACCAACAGUUGCGCAAGUUACAGUGACAGCCAGCAAUGAGUGAUGCAUCUUUUAUUUUUUUUAUUAAAAAAUUAUUAUAGUUUUUCCAUUUGCAAGGAAGCCUUCCGUCCGGAAUUUCAAACUGAAUUGCAAACUGCAGACCUGUACAAAAUUGUACGGCUGUUAGAAGUGUGGAUUUGCCAAAAUUAAAACUUGCUUGUCGGGAGAAAAGGAAAAAAAAUUAUCAAAACCCAUCUUUCAUAACUAUAUCUAGAGCUGUGAUCUCAGGGCUAAAAAAAAUACUGUUCAUUUAAUUAUGCCUUUCUCCAUAUAUACCUGUAUGUCCCUAAUCUGAAAGUACUCAAGUUCAGGUUUAAUGGGCUUGGGAAAAACUAUGAUUUUGCUUUUAUUCCUGAAAAGAGAACCAAACAUUAAUUUGAGUGCCAUUGAAGUAUUUUAUCAUUCUGGAUGCAUUCACAAAAGUUUAUUAUUGAAAUGCAAAAAGAGAGAAUCCUGGGUUGUCUUUAGCUGUCUUAUAGCGGAACAGUCUGUGGGGGUCUGUGGGCAAAAAAGUAUUUUUGGAAGCUUGCUCAUGAAUGUCUUUCAUUGUGCUGUCUUUAAUUUUUUUGUAGACUGAAUUACAGAUUUAUUUCAACUAGAAAAAGGAGCUUAUGUGUACUUUAGAGUAGGUCCAUUGAAAAAUUAGCAAAGUGUGCCAUUUAAAAAAAAAGAUGUAUUUUUCCUUUAAAAAUCCAUUUUGAUUACUAAUCAUGGAAUUGGUCCUAUAGGACUGUGACACUUAAUUUCCAAAGCUUUUCUAAAGAAUACGGGUCUGUGGUGAUACAGUACAAUCUUUUUCACUGUUAUGUUUGAAUUAAUGUAAAAUUUGUAUGUGUUUCACAGUAUUAACAUGACUAGAUGCUAUUUAUUUUUAUUUAGUGAGGAGUACUCAGCAUAGUUCUGUUAACAUAUCAUAAUGUUUUGGAUUUGAAAAUGAGAAACUUACCAAGUGGACACUAGUGAUUUGGGUCAGAACUCAUCAACCAUGGCUUUUGUAAGUCUCUGUUUAUUUUAACAGGCUUGUGUGGGAUACUUUACCCAUGAAUGGAGGAUAUAUUGUAGCAGUACUUUGUGUAAAAAUAGGAAUAUGCAACAGACUUACAUUGAGAGGUUGACCUGAUAUAUCUUUUAUAUAGCUUGUUUCAGGAAGGACAUGACUGGAUUGGGUAAAUUCUUCAGCUCUUAACUGUUUUUAGUUUUUGCAAAGGCAUGAAAGAACAGUUCUUGACUUAUUCAAGCACAAAUAUCAUUAUUCUGUUCAAUUAUCUGUAGAAAUGGAAGGAAAGAAAUCUGGCAUUUUACUUGUGGAGGGAUAUGUUAAUCUUAUGUUUUCAUAUGUUAACAUGAAAAGAAAAAGUGAGGGAGGAAUGGCAUUCUCUUUGGAGAGGUAUUAAUUCAAAGGCCUAGAAAUAAAAGCUUCUGUUUGUUUGUACAAUAUUAUUUGAAAUGACUUUUUAGAACCACCGUUGCAUGAAUGGUGCUAACAAGAACACUAAUAAGAUGCUAUAGCAGAAUGCCCAGGAAAUUUUGUUCCUAAUCUGAUUUCAUUGAACUUCAAUGACUAAAACAGAACAAAAAUCUAAACCCUUGGAUUGAGUCCUUUUUUCAGUAUUUUAAAAACCUUCCUAAGAUUAAUUCAGGUUUAUUUUCUUUCUUCUGAAAAGCAGAAUAGAUGCUUUUGUAAGAUAUGUUCUCAUUUCUCCAUUCAGUGAAGUGGGGAGAGUGGGAUCAGACUGUGUUAGAAAUAGGUUGAUAUUGCAGAACUGAUUGUCAAUGCCUGAGCAAGUAAGUGCUCAUUUCUUUUGUUGCCAAUAAUUUUUUAGGGGUCUAACUUGUGUUGUAUAUCUGUUGAAGUCUGCACUUAGUAAGCAGUGCCUCAUGUUGCCAAAUCGAUGUGGCUAGAACAACAGGCCUUUGGGGCAAGAGUUAUCUAUGGGGAGAAUAGGGCGCGGGGGCACAACACACGUGUGUCUUUCUGUACACUGCAGUUCUAGAUCCAGACUAGGGUCUGUCUCAUUCAGUUGUGGAAAGCCAAUUGCAACCUAUGUUCAGCAGUUGGUAUGUAGCUUUUUCUUUAUAGAGAACUUGCACUUUCCAGCUAGUGUUAGUGGAUAGACUAAAAUGUGAAGCCACAUUCACGUUUGGCCACUGUUCAUUUGAUGAGCAAGCUUGUUUUUAAAUGAUAAUAUCCUGCUUUUGAAAUUCUGUUGUAAUUAGCUGACUCCUUUGGGAUGUGGCUUAUGAGACAUUCUUUCCUUGUUUCUCCAUCACCUUGUACCUCCAUCAGAAAGAAAGAGGUGUGCAGAAAUGAUGGUAUCAUCGUUGUCUGCCCCUCUAGAACUGGGUGGCCAGGUCACAACAAAUUUGUCAUGCUUGUUGUUAAUUUGUAAAGAACAAAGGGAGUAGCUGCUAUUUUUAGAUGCUCUUUGGCACCCGUAUAGAUUUCUUUUUGCUAAUUUUCAAAUCAUUGAAACAUAUUCAUCAGUAUGCAGAUAUAUGCUAACAACUAUAGUUAGGAGCUUGUGCAGAUCCUUCUCCAAAGAAUUAAUGUUGUAUUUUUACUGACCCACGUGGCAAUUCUGAGUGCAUAUUUUUCUGUGUAGAAGGAGGGCUAUGGUUUCCUGAAACUUGGAUAUUAUUGUAUCAGAAAGGAGAAAUGCAUGUGGUUCUCUUUUAAUCUUGUGUACUGUAAUCUUAACAAUGGCUUUUACUCUCCCCCCUCCCCUAUUAAAUGCAUUGUAAACUAAUGCCUAGCAAAAUUCAGCAUGUGGGUAUGGAGGGAGGGGUGUAAAACUGUUUUGAGCAAUUGACAAUGCACUUUUAAAAGGUAGGGCACUCUGAAUAUGCACAGCAAUUGCUUUUUAUAAUAUAUGCAUAAACCAAAAUUCCAAAUUAAAACAAAGAAGUGGUCAUUUACUACAGUGACACUUGUAAGCACAGCAAUAUCUCAGGUGAAUGAUUUCAUACAAUUUUAUCCAAAAUAUUAUCCAUCAGAAUAAUAAUAGGGGAAGAGUUUACAGCAAGUGAGAGUGAAUCUAGGAUUUUGACAUAUACCUGGCAUUCUUUUAAAAUCAGAUUGUUUUAGUUUUAAAAUUACUUCAAAUGUAAACUUACCUUGUGACUAAUAUGGUUGGAUUUUUUUUUCCUUUUUGAAUAAGCCUAGGAAAUUGUCAUUCUAAUCUGAUUUUAUUUGGUUUCAUUAGAAAAAUUUGCAUCUGAUGGAUUGUCAUGGUUUUUUUCUUUCUAAAAAGUUUUCCCAAAUUGGUUAAAAUUGGCACUGACGUUCAGUUGCUAAAAUUACAUUGCUUGUUAUUGCACCAGUCUUUUUUUGUAUUUCACUCUUAAGGAGUUUUCUGUAAGAAUUAGAAUGUCUUUCACAUUUAUCUAUGCCAUUACUAGUUUGAUGCUUAAAAACUCAUAUAGCAUCUUGGUAUGGAAGAGCAAGAGGCUGAUAUCUAAGCUCUGUUAACAUGAAGCUUUGCCUUUGCCUUUUCAUUACAGAAACUUCAUAAAGUAGAAAGCUUUAAGAAAAUGAAACACAUGGAGCCAUAUGCAUGAUGGAGAUUUGACAGCAGUAGCCUGUUUGCCACUUUCCUUGUUCUAAAUUUCAUCAGCAUCAAAAAAAUAAAAGAAAAAAUACAGCAUUUGAUAGCAAUGCUGCUAUUGCAUUGUGCAAACCAGUAAUGAAGCCAUUUUACUUUUUAAAAAAACACAUGUACUAUAAAUUGGUCUCUUGUGCCUUUUAAACACACUUUUCCCCCCGAUGACGAAAGCACUCCUGUCUUCUGUAGCACAUAAGAUUGCCACUGCUGCCCUUUGCUCAGAGGCUGUGCUUUGUGGGCCAGAAAUGAAGACAGGUGUAGGAACGGAAAGCCAUGGGCGACUCUCCUCUGGCUCUUGGAGUUGCUGUCAUAAUUAGGUCUUGGUUUGAGCCCAGCCAAUUUCUUUGCAUGUCCUCUUCAGCUUCAGUCUGAACCAUAGAUUCAAUUGAGCUACCUAGCAAAACAGCUGAAGCCCAGUUUAAAUUUAUUAUGGUAACAGCUAGACCAUUGCAAUAGCUUGGUCACAUUUUUAAAAAUCCAAUUUGUUUAUUGGGGGAGUAAUUUUUGACUAAUUUCUAAUAUAUAUUGUGUAACUGCAAAUGAAGUCUGCAAGUUGGGUUGUGUUGGAGUUAUUGAAGGUGGGUUCUUGACAUUGUCUCUGCUCUUGAUUCCUCCCUGCUUUUGUCUACUUUGCACAAGCUGAACAUUCUGUCGGGCUGCUCCUGUGUUUACAGCUAGAUUCUAAAAAGCCUUUGCAUGCGCCCGAAAUUCUAAUCACACAUCACAGUAGACAUCUAAAUAUAAGUGGGUUGUAGAAGCAACAUGAGGAGAUAAGAAGUAUGUAUCUUCUGUUUUUGUGCUUCAGGUUGUUGGAUAUGGAGGAGGUAUGCAUUUCUUCAAACAUUAAAAUAGGGAAAAGACCUUUGCUUCUGCUCACCAUGACAUAGAUGUAGCUGAAUAGUCCCAUCAGAGCCUUUAAAAAGAAUACCAGAAAAAUUGGAUUAGAAAUAUCCAGUAAAAUUUCAGAAUACUAGUAAGAGCACCAAGCCUUAUCUCUUAAAGGUUAUAAUAGUCCCCUAUCCCUCUUCCUGCCAUGAAAAUUGAAUUUGUCUUCAUUGUCCCUUUCCCAUGCUGAAUUUUGAAGAAUGGUUGGAACACUGAAAGUUGCCUUAUGCCAGUCAUCUGGUCCAGAAUUUUCUACUUUGGCAGGGGCUUAACACAGCCUCAAGUAGAGGUCUUUCAUAUCACCUGUGAUUGAUUGUGGUUUUUAGGUUUGUGUGUAUUUUGUUGUUGUUGCUGUUGUUGUUGUGGUUGUUGUUGAACUGGAGGUAUGUGAGAUAAAACCCAGGAUCCUUUACUUGUCAAGUUUGUGCUCUGCCACUCAGCUCUGCCCUUACUGAAAAGUCAUCAAAUCUUUUUGAUCAACCUGUGAGACCUUUCCUCCUAUCCCUUGAUGUUUUGGGCAGCAGGAACAAGACUGAGCCUUUUGCUUAGAGGAUUAUAAAUUGUCAUGUAGCUGUGUCUGAUUUAACCAGAGAACAAACUCCUAUGGCAUUUCUUAAGCCAUAACAUCUUUAACAUAUGAAAAAGAAUGUAAAUAUGUGUGUCUCUAGUCAUCCAUAGUUGUAGAUUCUAUAGCAUCUUUUCAUUAGAGUACAGUAUAUUUCUUCAAAAACAGAUUUUCCUUUUGUUUAAAUGAUAGCUUUGUGUUCAAAAGGCCGUUGAUUGUGGCGGAGACCAUGCAGUAUAUUUUGUUGUACCCUUGUACUUUUUGACAACUUGCUUCUAAAGGCCUCCUAGCCAUCAUUUCUAGGAGAAAACUCAAGCAGGAUGUAAUUGCACUGAUUAUUCUAACUUUCUUACUGUAAUGGACUUUCUGUUGGCAUCUGCUGUAGUUAUUGGACUAAUAGUGUACAUAGUGUUAGGUCUAACCAAGAGGGAAACACUCUGUGUUCAUUGCUGUAUUUCUAGAGUGAAAAGGCCCACUUUACAGUAUUAAGGAGAUGAACUCAAUGCACAUAUGAUUUUCUGGAUUUUAUCCAUUUAGUGUUUAGCUGCAAAUCCUUGGAGGGCAGAGGUUGCUUCUUUUGCUUUGUGUAUUUUGUUGGAUUUUUAUCUGCCUUCACUCCAUGGUUACUUCCCUAUCCUUCUCCAAAAUGCACUUUGUUUACAGAACACCUUCCCCUGCUCCAGUCACCUUGUUCUCAAAUGC
Sceloporus undulatus (fence lizard) is the source of this 8560-nucleotide messenger RNA. RefSeq names its product argonaute RISC catalytic component 2 (gene AGO2). The record is from RefSeq and is a predicted model, not a curated record. The transcript has 19 exons. Gene Ontology annotation, cellular component: RISC complex. Gene Ontology annotation, biological process: regulatory ncRNA-mediated gene silencing; regulation of DNA-templated transcription. NCBI's taxonomy places the organism in Eukaryota, Metazoa, Chordata, Lepidosauria, Squamata, Phrynosomatidae. Bases 93 to 2702 code for a protein of 869 amino acids. Gene Ontology annotation, molecular function: protein binding; endoribonuclease activity, cleaving siRNA-paired mRNA; RNA binding.